Galeopterus variegatus (Sunda flying lemur) is the source of this 684-nucleotide messenger RNA. RefSeq names its product basic leucine zipper transcription factor, ATF-like 2 (gene BATF2). The record is from RefSeq and is a predicted model, not a curated record. Gene Ontology annotation, cellular component: nucleus. Gene Ontology annotation, biological process: regulation of transcription by RNA polymerase II. Gene Ontology annotation, molecular function: DNA-binding transcription factor activity, RNA polymerase II-specific; RNA polymerase II cis-regulatory region sequence-specific DNA binding. The annotation marks the transcript as partial. The transcript has a single exon. Lineage: Eukaryota; Metazoa; Chordata; Mammalia; Dermoptera; Cynocephalidae.
CAGCAUGAGUCCCUGGAGAAACACAACCAUGCCCUGCGGAAGGAGAUCCAGGCCCUGCAGUCCGAGCUGGUGUGGUGGAGCCGGACCCUGCAUGUGCAUGAGCGCCUGUGCCCCAUGGACCAUGCCUCCUGCUUGGCUCCCAUGCCCCCUGGCAGCUGGGGCCAGGCUGAGCAGCCUCUGGGCCCUGUACCUAAAGGACAACAUGGCUGCCAGGGGCAGUCAGGCCUGUUCCAGGCCCCAGUCUCCUCUCCCCCAGCUCAACAACGCUCUCCAGGUCCUCCACCUCAUGAUUCUCCCAGCCUCCUUCCAUUCCCUCCGCUUUCGCUGUCCCUUGGCCCCGCUGUGGUGACUACACUGCCUGCGCAGCUGUCCCCCAGCUCGGUCCUGUCUGCGUCACCCACAGACUGCAGCCUGCUGCGGUCUUCCUCUAAGCUCAGUGCCCUCCUGCCCAGCCCCCCAGCCCAACCUGCCCCUCCACAGCCCCUUGGGCUGGAGCACCCCACCGGGGGGAAGCUGGAGUCCUCUGUCCACAACCCUUCAACUGCUUUGGGGCAUGCAUGUCUGCAGAGCAGGGAGCACAAACCUGCUUUCUCAGCAGCAGAUUGGCAAGGACUGGAUGUAGAUUUCAGCCCCCACCCUCUCCUGGCCUUCCCUCUGCUCUCCUCUGCUCAAGUUCAUCUCUAA